This is a messenger RNA of Erpetoichthys calabaricus (reedfish), 4085 nucleotides long. RefSeq names its product potassium channel tetramerization domain containing 16b (gene kctd16b). Gene Ontology annotation, cellular component: postsynaptic membrane; presynaptic membrane. The record is from RefSeq and is a predicted model, not a curated record. Gene Ontology annotation, biological process: protein homooligomerization; regulation of G protein-coupled receptor signaling pathway. The transcript is spliced from 2 exons. Gene Ontology annotation, molecular function: protein binding. The coding region runs from base 1215 to 2510 and encodes 431 amino acids. Lineage: Eukaryota; Metazoa; Chordata; Cladistia; Polypteriformes; Polypteridae.
AUAUGAGAAUCAUCCUAUAAAAAACGUUAUCUGUGUAUGUUUAUUCCUACGUAAGACCAUGCACAUGCAUGCUAAAGCCACUGCGAUGACAGCCCGCUAUUUGGCAUGGCGUUUUCCUUUAAGAUGAUGUAAGAGCUUUAUUCCUCAGGAUAAUUUCUCCUGCACUGUGGAAGCAACAGCAGCGGCAGCGGCAGCGGCAGCAGCAGCAGCUCAAGCGCUUAGCUAGUCCUUGGUACCACCCUGCUCGACACUCAGCAGCAUCCUCGACAGGCUUGGCAGAACGAAAGGCGCACGGAAGCGCCCGAGUCACGAGAACUGCGAUUUGUCUUCGGCAGCAACCUGCAGCCAUCGGCACGGCGCUCUCCGGCCAGUGGGGAAGAGGAGGUCAACUUUGCGCAGGUUUGCAGAAGGUUUGGGGAACUACUGGGUCGGAUGCGUUCCAGGUGUGACUGCGUCAUUUAAAGACUCUCGCGCUGAACUUCUCUGAGGGCGGACAGAGCCCUGAAAAUCAACUCUAGGCCGUCGAUCAGCUGUUACAGUUUCAAAGCUGACAGCCCUCCAGAGAUGCUGGAAAUAUUGUUGAUCUAGAAAAUUCAUUUGUUUUAAGAAAUCGCAGCACGCCCAAAGGUGCUUAAAAGUUUUCAACUUAACGGAAUUCCAGGAUUUUCAAUGAGGGACUCGGGGGGUACAACUUCUUUGUCUUAUUUUUUUUUUUUUACAUUUGAAGUUAUAAAAAUGUAAAACGACGCUUGUUCUUUUAAGUAUACUUUCCUGUCCGUUUUUUUACACUGUGGAAUAUUCUGAAAAGAGGUCUUGGAAUGAUAGCCGUUUUUUUAGAUAUAAUCAGCUACAUCUUUUAAAGGCACACAUUUCUAAGAAGUUCACUGAAUGCAUCUGGUGCAGUCAAAAUUUUACUUUUCAUGUAUUUAAAACAUCUCCACUUGUGUGUAUGUGCCAGUUUUUCAUAACAAUUUGAUUUGGAAAGAAAAGCUACUGGGUGAUGCACAGCUAAUUAUUAUGAAGAAGCUGAUGUGUGCUUCUUUGCUGUCAACGGAUUGUGAAUUACUUCUUCAGCAGUAUUUGUUUCACUGUGAAAUGCAAAGUUUUCCUGUCAGCCUGGAAGAAAUCUAACUGUCACUGCCAACAGAAUCCAACUGCUUGCUUCGUUUCACCAGGUCAUUUGUCAAAUAUCCAGCUCAAAGAUUUUUGCAUGCAUGACUGAAAAAAUGGCUUUAAGUGGGAAUUGUAGGACUUACCCUCCAGUAAAGGAGCAGGGCUCGGUUCAGGCUUCUUUCCCUGACGUGGUGGAGCUGAAUGUGGGUGGCCAAGUUUACUUCACCCGCCAUACCACACUAAUAAGCAUUCCCAACUCGCUGCUGGGAAAGAUUUUUUCCCCAAAGAAGGAUAUGUCCAAUGACCUGGCAAGGGACACAAAGGGGCGCUACUUUAUAGAUAGGGAUGGAUUUUUAUUUCGAUACAUAUUGGACUAUCUAAGAGAUAAGCAAGUUGUCCUUCCUGACCACUUUCCAGAGAAGGGGAGGCUGAAACGAGAAGCUGAAUAUUUCCAGUUACCUGAACUGGUCAAAAUCCUUACCCCCGAUGACCUUAAGCAGAGUCCUGAUGAUCCAUUCCAUAGUGAUUUUGAGGAGGCCUCCCAGGCCAGUGAUCAAAGGGUAUGUCCACCUGCAUCUUUGGUACCCGCCGACCGGAAAUAUGGCUUCAUUACCGUGGGUUACAGAGGUUCCUGCACCAUGGGUCGGGAAAGCCAAACUGAUGCCAAGUUCAGAAGGGUACCACGGAUCUUGAUUUGUGGAAGGAUAUGCUUAGCUAAAGAGGUCUUUGGGGAUACAUUAAAUGAGAGCAGAGACCCAGACCGGCCUCCAGAGAGAUACACCUCGAGGUUUUAUCUUAAGUUUAAGCACCUGGAGAGGGCUUUCGAUAUGCUCUCCGAGUGUGGAUUCCAGAUGGUAGCCUGCAAUUCUUCAGUGACAGCAUCUUUUGUCAAUCAGUACACCGAUGACAAGAUCUGGUCCAGUUACACUGAAUAUGUCUUCUACCGUGGUCCUUCUCGAUGGAUAUCACCUCACUGUGACUGCUGCUGCAAAAACAACAAAGGAGACAGAGAAGGGGAGAGUGGCACCUCUUUCAAUGAGCUCUCAACCUCCAGCUCAGAGAGCCAGUCAGAGGCCAGCUCUCCGCAGGAGACCGUCAUCUGUGGCCCCGUCACCCGCCAGUCCAACAUACAGACUCUUGACCGGCCGCUCAAAAAGGGCCCAGUGCAGCAGCUACAGCAGUCUGAGCUUCGUCGAAAGAGUGACUUGCUGAGGACUCUCACCAGUAGCUCCAGAGAAUCCAACAUCUGUAAAAAGAAACCCAUGAAGGAAAAGCUGACCGUUGAGGAGGAGCUGGAGAAGUGCAUCGAAGAUUUCCGCAAAAUCAAGAUUCCAGACAGGUUUCCAGACAGAAAACACAUAUGGCAAUCUGAUCUUUUGAGGAAAUAUCACCUUUAAAAGAAAGAAAACAACAAAAAUAAAGAAAAGAAAAGUAGAAAAGUAUGAUCGUAUAUUGACAUAUACUUAUGUCUAAAUGCUACUGCCUCAGCCAAGCUUAUAUUCAUAGUAACAUUUAUCCAUGGAUCUGGAAUGCUCACCGUGAAGUUACACUCACAGGGUAUCUUGUUACACAUGAAGGCACACUGGGUGGCAUUAAUAUCUCGGCUCAAUGAUCCAUGUGUAGCACUACAAAGCACAUUAGAUGUGUGCAAGUUUACAUGAGGCGUUCCUGAUUUCCUCGUUCUAUAGCUAAUUUGGUAUUGUUUGAGCAUUUCUUUUUUGUUCUUUUUUCCUUUUUCUCCUUCCUCCGUUGCAUGUUAAAAAAGAAAUAUUGGAAUAUAGAAGUGCCACAGUAAUAAUAAUAACAAUAUGUUUUAUUUAUCUAGGACUGAUUCAUAUUACCAAGAAGUAAUUUUUUCCCAACUCACACCACUUUAUAAAAAAAAUAAACAGACUAAUUAGCACAUCCAAGUGUUUUCUUAACCUGUUUAUUUCAAAUCUGGAUUGUGGGGAGGCGGAGCCUAUUUUGGGAACUGUCAGGUGCAAGGGAGGAGCUAAUGCCUGGGAGGGUGCCUGCCAGGUAAAACAUUCAAUGACAUGAGAGCAGUCAUACUCACAUAUUUUGUUCUGCGUCAGCAGAGGUAGAAGCAGAUCUGUCUCCAAAUGCAUACCAUGUCCACCAUAAGCGCAACAGUCAAAGUGCUAUUUCCACUUUCUAUACAUAUUCUAUACAUACAUAUAUUUUGGAUUUGAGAUGAAUACAACAGUGGUCACAUUCUAAAUUAUUAAACUGCAGAAUUCCUCAGAAACAAAAGGUGCUUUCACCUUCUUUACAUCUCAGAGCUGAAUUGGUUGAGCAGACAGCAAAACUUCCCAAUUUUGACUCCAAUGUCUCAGUAACCAAUUUUUGAAAGUACAGUUAGGAAACUGGCAAUGUACCGUGUGCCACAUUCAGAAGCUUCCAUUUGCCAGAAACACAAUCGGCUGUUAAGAUUAUAUUGUAACAGAAUGGAAGAGACAUGGGAGAAUGAGAGUCCCACCAUACAUCCCAGGUAGACACUGCAGAAGACUUUAUUGGGAUCUCAAAUCAAGAAGACCAACAGCAAUAUCAGAGAUGGAUUAAUCUUAUAAAUUUGCCAGUUAGUCAGGUAUCUCCCUGACUUGGAUGAAUUUUGAAUGUGGGGUACACGCAUCAAUCCACUUGACCAGUCCUAGUUUUGUGUUUACAUAGAUUCUGUGCUGCAGCUGAUGAGGUUCUUGUAGUUUACGUUAGUUUAAUACCAAGAACCCCCAGUUGCACCUUUGGCACACAGAUUACUGAUACAAGUGCUUUUCAUGGUGUUAAGAGGAUGAGGAACGUCAAGCACACAUUCACAUCCAUGGCAUGUGGCAAUGCUGACUGCCCCUGAAGUUCAACCCUGACCUGAAGGACACGUCUGAAGAGCACCAUCCCAGUCAUUGCUAGAUAUGUUAUUCAACCUCUUUUAAAUCUAAUAGCUGGCACCUUAUUACCUGUAACACAUCCUACCCAGU